UCUAUUCUGUCAGGUACGGGCAGACUUGAUUGUCAAGACGUAGCUCAAGGAGCUACCAACAGAACACGCGGGACCGCGAGAUGGCGGCGGCGGCGCAACAUGAGGCAGUGAUCGCGGUGGCCGACCGCCCACCCUCACCAAAACGACCGAGCCGCGCCCGGAAACCGAGUACAAAAGUCCGUGAAGCGAUGCAAUCACUGGAGGAUACGGCCCCUAUGUCGAGAAGAACUGUAAUCUAUGCUAUGCGAAGCACCGCAUCGAGAGGAACUGUUUGUGAGAGACGAGCAAUGCGGAGGCGAGGCACAAGGGCGCUGCAAGCACUACUCAAUUCUGCUAAUCGCAAGAUGGGGAGAAAAGGAAGAAAAGCUGGAAGAGCUCUCGCGAUGGAGAGGUCAAAUGCCAGAGCAAAUGGGGCACGCGCGAGCAGACAAGCUCGAGGUACGCGCUUGCCGUGCACCGCAACCCCUCUUCCUUACCUACAGGUACUUAGUCUUCUCCCAUGCCGAUCAACAACAGCACAGAGAAUCAAGCACUUUUACCACCUUUCAAUUUCAAUCCACUGCUUUGACGGGGAAUAGCUCUUUUCCAGCGCAUAUCUCAGCGGUCUUUGCCCUGCGGGUUCCAACAUGUACAACCAUCUGUCACGAAAGGAGGCUGGUGUGCUCGCUCAGCUCAGAACAGGCAUGGCGAGACUGAACGGUUACCUUCACCGGAUUGGAGUAGCACCGUCAGAUCAAUGCGCAUGUGGGAAUCCUCUGUGCCUUCCGCGCGGCCUUCUCUGCUUCUGUGACAGAGAAGAAC
Molecule: messenger RNA, 801 nt
Organism: Parathielavia appendiculata
Lineage: Eukaryota; Fungi; Ascomycota; Sordariomycetes; Sordariales; Chaetomiaceae
Exons: 1
Coding region: 81-578 (165 amino acids)
Source: RefSeq, a predicted model, not a curated record